AGUGCACGGUGACGGUCAGGCCGGAGUGGCUCCGUCCGAAAAAUAGAAAAACAUCUGUUGUUCGGGAGGCGCUUACCAAACUAACUCACUUUGGCGUCGGCUCGUCGUUUCCAAAGUCCGGAUGGUUGUGUGAGUAGAAGACAGGUCGACAUGGCACACAUCUGGGAGCAUCUGUGCACGACGGUGAAACUACGAGCGACACUUUUGCUGCUUCUCUUCCCUCUUGUUGUGUCUUUCGCCGGCGCCUCGACGGAGGAGACACCCGAGACCUACGACCAGUACUACAAUUACGUGGACCUGACGGCCCGGCUGCAGCGGCUGGCCCAGAGAUACCCGCACAUCUCCAACCUGUCGAGCAUCGGGGAGUCUGUGGAGGGCAGGCAGCUGUGGGUGAUGCGCAUCACCCGGGACCCCCACAUGGACCCCCGGGGGAAACCCCGGUUCAAGUACGUGGGGAACAUGCACGGGGACGAGACCGUGUCCAGACAGGUGCUGGUGUACCUGGUGGAGUACCUGCUGGGUCAAUACGGGGAGGAGGAGCGCAUCACCGAGCUGGUGGACAGCACGGAUGUUUACAUCAUGCCCAGCAUGAACCCGGACGGGUUCGAGAAGUCCAGAGAGGGGGACUGUCCCGGGGACUCCGGGGGACGGAGCAAUGCCAGGAACAUGGACCUGAACCGGAGCUUCCCCGACCAGUAUGACGGGAACACGGUCGAUCCACGGGAUAUACCCGAGGUGAUGGCGGUGAUCAGGUGGAUCCAGGAGAAGAAAUUUGUGCUGUCUGGGAACCUGCAUGGUGGCACUGUGGUUGCCAGUUACCCUUUUGAUGACUCGCGCCUCCACAAGCAUCAAGGAUACUACAGCCAGUCAGAGGAUGACAGUCUGUUUCGCUAUCUAGCCCUGGUGUAUUCCCAAAAACACCCUGUGAUGAAGACUGGGACGCCUAACUGCACUGAUACUCCUGAAGAAACUUUUCAAGAUGGUAUUACCAAUGGAGCACAGUGGUACGAUGUGCCAGGAGGAAUGCAGGACUACAACUACCUCCAUGGAAACUGUCUGGAAAUCACAAUGGAGUUAAGUUGCUGCAAAUAUCCUCCUGCUGCCGAGCUUCACAAGGAGUGGGAUCUCAACAGGGAAUCGCUUCUAGCCUAUAUGGAAAAGGUGCACAUGGGUGUUCGUGGUUUUGUUAAAGAUGCAGUUAGCGGAGCUGCCCUCAGCGAUGCCAGCAUCGUCGUAUCAGGCAUUCGUCACAACCUGACCACCGCAAAAUAUGGGGACUAUUAUCGCCUUCUGCUUCCAGGAACCUACAAUAUCACAGCUGUUGCGUCUGGGUAUUUGGCAAUGACAGUCAACAAUGUCAAGGUGACUGAUGGCAAAGCCACUGAGCUUAACUUUACUUUGGCACCUGUGGCCACUGAGGCAGCAGGCAACAAUACAACAAAACAGUCGACAGUCACAGUGCCGUCCACCAGUCAUCCAAACGUUUCCUCUACAAACUCUCCUAACUCCACCCAGACCCCAGUGGUCCCCCAUGAAGGAAACAAAAACGGCACUCCUUUACUCCCACCAUUGCAUCAGUCUAUCCAUCCCCAGGAAUUUCGCCAUCACAACUACGCAGACAUGGAGUUGUUUUUACGAAAGUACAGCAGCGAGUUCCCUGCUAUUACCCACCUCCACAGCAUUGGCCGCUCUGUGGAAGAUCGUGAGCUGUAUGUGAUGGUUAUCUCAGACAACCCGACUGUUCAUGAGCACAAUGAGCCAGAGUUUAAGUAUGUAGCUAAUAUGCAUGGCAAUGAAGUGGUGGGUAGAGAGUUAAUGCUCAACCUCAUUGAGUAUUUGUGCCGCAACUAUGGCAGUGACCCGGAAGUCACUGAGUUGGUCAACAACACCCGUAUUCACAUCAUGCCCUCUAUGAACCCUGACGGCUAUGAGGUGGCCAUUGAAGGUGACGUGAAGAGCUACAAAGGACGCAACAACAGCAACAACUAUGACCUGAACCGGAACUUCCCAGACCAGUUCAUUCCCACCACAGAUCCCAGACAGCCAGAGGUCAUAGCUAUGAUGAACUGGCUCAAGAGCACCCCCUUCGUCCUGUCAGCUAACCUCCAUGGAGGCUCUUUGGUUGUCAACUACCCUUUUGAUGACGACAAGGUCAGGAUUAGUCAUUACAGCAAGUCACCUGAUGACGCCGUCUUUCAGCAGGUUUCAAGAGCCUAUUCACAGGAGAAUCCUCUGAUGCACAAAGGACACCCUUGUGAGGACUUGUACCCUGGGGAGUAUUUUGAGGAUGGGAUCACCAAUGGUGCUCACUGGUACAGUGUUUCUGGUGGCAUGCAGGACUGGAAUUAUGUCAACACCAACUGUUUUGAGGUGACCAUCGAAUUGGGUUGUGUCAAGUACCCCUUGGCCAAAGAAUUACCGAAAUACUGGGAUCAAAACCACCGAGCCUUGCUGCAGUUUGUACACCAGGUUCACACUGGAGUGCAGGGCACGGUCUCUGACAUUCGGGAUGGCACAGGGAUCCCCAAUGCCACUAUUACCGUGGAGGGUAUAGACCACAACAUCAGCACAGCUCGUACCGGAGACUACUGGAGACUGCUGGUCCCUGGGACUUACUCCAUCACUGCCACCGCCCAUGGUUAUAAACCUGUGAAGAUCUACGCCACAGUCUCAAAGGAUCGAGCGGAAGUAGUGGACUUCAGACUGGCACGUUUAUACUCUGGCGGUGAUGGCCAGUCUCCCAUGGGUCCCCGUCCCGUACAGAACCCAUCUGAGAAGGAGCUCCAGAGCUUAAUUAAGGAACUCUCUCUAGGCCAGGGUUUGGAGCAGCUAGUCAAGAGCACGGCCACGGAUAACAGCUUCCGCUACAGACGCCCUAAAGAGCUGUCUGACAUCUUGCGUGGCCUCACACUUAACUUCCCAGAAAUUACAUUUUUACACAGUUUGGGUCAAAGUGUGGAGUUCAGAACCAUUUGGGCCCUGGAAAUAUCCAACAAACCAGCAGAAGCUGAACCAUCUGAGCCAAAGAUCCGCUUUGUAGCCGGGGUCCAUGGCAAUGCCCCAGUGGGCACAGAGCUGCUGCUGGAGUUUGCAACCUUCUUGUGUAUCAACUAUGGCAAGAACCCAGCCAUCACCAAGCUAAUCAAUGAGACCCGGAUUUUCAUUGUGCCCUCUGUCAACCCCGAUGGACGCGAACAAGCUGUUGAGAACCAGUGCACGUCCACGCAGGGCCUGACCAAUGCUAAUGGCAAGGAUCUGGACAUGAACUUCUUUGGCAACGCAUCGGAGCGAGUAGUUGAAGCUGAACCUGAGACCAGAGCAAUGAUGAACUUUAUUCUGAAGAAGGACUUCACCCUGUCUGUUGCGCUGGAUGGAGGCUCCCUCGUUGCCACCUACCCUUAUGACAAACCUGUUCAGACUGUUGCAAAUGAAGGCACAGUGAAGUACUUGGCAAGUAUGUAUUCCAACAACCACCCCAAGAUGCACCUCGGGGACACUGGGUGUUCCAACAAUGGGCAAACGGGAAACAUCCCAGAUGGAGUCAUGAGAGCAGCAGAGAGACAAAGUCACCUGGGCAGCAUGAAGGACUUCAGUAUGGACUUUGGCCACUGCCCAGAAAUCACAGUGUACACCUGCUGCUGUCUGUUUCCCCCUGCUAAUCAGCUGGCCACGCUGUGGGCGGAGAACAAGAAGGCCCUCCUCAGCAUGUUGGUGGAGGUCCACAAAGGGGUACGCGGUGUGGUGAGGGACAGAAAUGGAAAACCUAUCGCUGGAGCAGUCAUUUCAAUAAAUAGAGGAGUGAGUGUGUUUUCUUCAGAGGGCGGCUACUUCCAUGCACUCCUUGCUCCUGGAAGCCACGAUAUCGAAGCCAUUGCUGAUGGGUACCAGCGGCAACGUCAGAAGGUCCCCGUGUCUUCCUAUGAAGCUGCCAGUCCCAUCAUUAUUGAGCUCGACAUGGACAACAGCAUCUUCGGCUUGCCCAGAGAGUUUGUUGUGGCCAGUGCAGCGGCCUCCAUGACGGCUUUGGUGGUGACGGCGUGCAUCAUCUGGUGUGUGUGUGCAGCCAAAUCAAACCGUCAGAAAGAUGGCUUCCACCGUUUGCGACAGCAUCGCGACGAUUACGAUGAUGAGAUACGACUCACCUCCAUGGGCUCCAAGAAGUCUCUCCUUGCCCACGAGUUUCAGGACGAGAGUGAAAGUGAUGAGGAGACAUUGUACGCCAACCAAAUCUAAGACGCAUUGUUCCAGUUUGGCUCAGUGCUUUACUUUUUUGAGUUCCCCUUCACAGUCAAACCCCUGAACUGACCAUCAAGGAAGAUAAUUGACUUGAGAAAUAGCGGCUUCUCUGUUUCUCUUUGUGAAUGAUAUAA
Messenger RNA from Cololabis saira (Pacific saury), 4370 nucleotides. RefSeq names its product carboxypeptidase D, a (gene cpda). The record is from RefSeq and is a predicted model, not a curated record. The coding region runs from base 151 to 4233 and encodes 1360 amino acids. NCBI's taxonomy places the organism in Eukaryota, Metazoa, Chordata, Actinopteri, Beloniformes, Belonidae. The transcript is spliced from 21 exons. Gene Ontology annotation, molecular function: zinc ion binding; metallocarboxypeptidase activity. Gene Ontology annotation, biological process: proteolysis.